Molecule: messenger RNA, 882 nt
Organism: Capsella rubella
Lineage: Eukaryota; Viridiplantae; Streptophyta; Magnoliopsida; Brassicales; Brassicaceae
Product: salutaridine reductase
Exons: 4
Coding region: 1-882 (293 amino acids)
Cellular component (GO): membrane
Source: RefSeq, a predicted model, not a curated record
AUGGAUCAUGUAACCUCUCCUCUUUCUUCAACAAAUAGGUGGUGGUCGGAAGGAACAACAGCUGUGGUGACCGGAGCAAACAAAGGUAUAGGUUUUGCUGUUGUGAAGAGGUUACUGGAGCUUGGACUAACCGUCGUUUUAACUGCCCGAAACGCCGAAAACGGAAGCCAAGCAGCCGAUUCCCUCCGCCACGAUGGCUUUCGAAACGUUCAUUUUUGCUGCCUCGACAUCUCCGACCCUUCUUCCAUCGCCACCUUCGCCUCCUCGUUCCGUCGCAACUUCGGAGUACUCGACAUUUUGGUGAACAAUGCGGCGGUUUCAUUUAACGCUGUCGGUGAGAAUUUAAUCAAACAGCCAGAGACCAUUAUCAAGACCAACUUCUACGGUGCCAAGCUUUUAACGGAGGCGCUUUUGCCCUUAUUUCGCCGUUCAGACUCCGUUAGCCGCAUCCUUAACAUCAGUUCAAGGCUUGGCACAUUAAACAAACUGAGAAGCCCUAGUAUAAGACAAACACUAGAAAGUGAAGACCUUACCGAUGAACAAAUCGAUGCGACUGUGACCCAAUUUCUGGAGGACGUGAUGAGCGGGACUUGGGAAAAACAAGGAUGGCCGGAGAACUGGCCUGACUACGCCAUCUCAAAGAUGGCCUUAAACGCUUAUUCUAGGGUUUUGGCUCGACGUUACGAGGGUAAAAAACUAAGUGUGAAUUGUUUUUGCCCUGGUUUCACUCGUACGUCUAUGACCGGUGGUCAGGGGACUCACACGGCGGACGAGGCUGCUGCCACUGUCGCCAAGUUAGUGUUGCUUCCUCCGGAUAAGCUGGCUUCCGGCAAGUUCUAUAUAUGUUUGGGAGAGCCUAAGAAAAUUAUUUCAAAGUUGUGA